Molecule: messenger RNA, 2532 nt
Organism: Dinoponera quadriceps
Lineage: Eukaryota; Metazoa; Arthropoda; Insecta; Hymenoptera; Formicidae
Gene: papi
Product: tudor and KH domain-containing protein-like
Exons: 10
Coding region: 476-2170 (564 amino acids)
Biological process (GO): spermatogenesis
Molecular function (GO): RNA binding
Source: RefSeq, a predicted model, not a curated record
UUUGUCGGUAUCAACACGCUUAAAAUUUUAAUCGGUUGCUUUGAUUCUAAAUUAUAAAGACACAUGUUUCAAGAGAGGGAAACAGAUCCAUACGAGAAGAAAUAAAAUGAAAUUGCUCUCAGCACGACAAAUGCUGGCGCAAGUAUGAAAAUAUUUACAUCAAGUCGCGUUACCUAUGACGUAAUUGUUAUGUUUGUCCAUUAUGCAGCCAGUACGUCCUGUUUCUUACAUGUGUCCUUAUGUAUCAUAUGAGAGGUAACCGCAGGAUUUUCCUAAACGCUCUGGACGUUCUGCGCGACGCAGGUUUGGAGGUUAUACGAUUAUGUUAGAAAACUAAAGAUCAACAGAAAAUCCCAAAUUUCAAUCAUUUUUCCGACAAGAGAAGAAGAAUGAAAGGGUAGAGAGAAAAAUAAGUCUUGAGACUGUAUCCUUUUUUUAAUACCGACAUAACGACAAAGAGUCAAUAUAUUGCAAGAUGGUGUGGAUAUUACAAAAUAUUAGUAAGAAAGAGUCGAUAUUACUUGGUUUACUUGGUGUAUCUCUAACAACUGUUGGUGUAACGUUGCUAUAUGAAUUCUACAAAAAGGAAAAUGAUAAUAUCUAUGAUCGGAAACGCAAAUCAUCAUCCCAAUUGAUUUCAGUUGAACUUAAAGUGCCUAAUUCGACUGUGGCCGCUGUUAUUGGCAAAGGCGGUCAUACGAUCCGGGAGAUAGAAAUGAAAACUGAUGUAACCAUCAAAUUGCAACAAUUCAAUCACAAUUCUCAAGAUCGAGCUUGCACUAUAUCGGGUCCUGCAGAGGGUGUUAAAUUAGCAAAGAUUAUUAUUCAAAACAUAAUAGACACUGUGCCUGUUAUCGAUAGAUACGAGUUUUACGUGCCGUAUAGAUCUGUGAAACACAUCUUAGGGAGAGGUAGGCAGAAUCUAUUGAAGAUUCAAGAAACUUCCAAUGCUAAAAUCAUCAUCGACGACACUGAUUUCAAGUCCGUUUCUCAUCCCGCAAAAUAUUCAUACGGUGAUAAAGAUGGUAAAAAAAGAAUAGUAGUACACGGGACUAUUGAGCAAAUAGAAGUGGCUCUUCGUCUCAUAGAGGAGAAAGUGCGACUGGAAGAUGGAGCUGCGCUACAAGAUCUCUGUCUCACCAGAGUGCCUGGAGCUUAUUCGAAACUUCUGACCGACGAAUUGCCCGACGACCUCAAUCUUGCCAAGAUGAUACUGUCACCAUUACCGGCAGAUGAUGCAAUGGAAGUGUAUGUAAGUGCAAUGGUAACACCAGGCCAAUUCUGGAUUCAAAUACUCGGUUCUGGAAUUAUCUGUUUAGAGUCUUUGACAAAUGAAAUGUCGAUGUUUUACGAUGACGAAGAGAAUAAAAAAAUGCUGCUCUUGAAGAAAAUAAAUGUGGGCGACCUAGUAGCAGCCAGAUGCGAAUAUUACAAUCAGUGGUACCGAGGGGAAAUAACACAAAUUCUAAAUGAAUCUCAAUACAGGGUAUUCCUCUUGGAUUACGGAGACUUCAUAGAGUGUAUCAAAGAGAACAUAUUAGAACUCCGUACCGAUAUGUUGGGUUUACGACUGCAAGCCGUGGAAUGCACGCUAGCGAAUGUAAAGCCGAGAAACGGUGAGUGGAAUUCGGAAGCUUGCAAGCAAUUCGCCGCCUGCACUUGGUUAGGACAAUCGAAAGUUAUGGAUGCUACAGUUAAAGGCUACAUAAAUCGCUCCGUCGGCAACAAACAAUCUCAACGUAAAAAUGCGGUGAUUCUAUGCGUUGAACUUUACGAUAGAUAUAAGAAACUUCAAGUUGGGCAAAAUCUAAUAAAUAUGGGUUUCGCCGAUUAUAAGGAAGACACUCACUCGAAGAUGACUGAUAUCGUGACAAGUCUAACGAAGCAACAGUUUUUAUCCACUCGACUUCCGAGUAAGUCCAAGACUGCACACGCAGAAGAAGGCGAGAUGAACAAGUCAGUAUCACCUCCGAAUCUAUUUAGCUCCAUAGCUCCGCGCCCGAAGAAAACCAAUGAGCCGGCUCAAGUAAUUGCAACGUCGGUGGAAGGUCGCCAAAGUGACGUCGCACCGGAGAAAUCAACGUUGGAUAUAAAUGAUGCAAAACCUGAUAAGUUUGAACCAGAAAACUUGCCCGCUGAUAAGAAAUUGGAGAUAAAUGGAAAGAUGUGAUUCGAAAAAAGUAUUUCCUGCUUUCUAUCUCUAGUAUAGAAGGAUUCCCGUUUUAUUUUUAUAUUCUCUCAUAGUUAUGUAUAAUAUGAUACAUUAUAUAUAUGUAUAUAAUACUCGUGUAUGUGCUCUCGCAGAUUUUAUCUUACAUUAUAAUAAGACUUGCGGAUUUGCCUGUUUUGUAGCAAAGUCGUGUCGAAAUGUUAGAAAAUAUUUGAACGAAAUUUGUAUCAUUCUAACUUUUCGUUUCAUAAUACAACAUGACUGAAAAAAGGGACCAGGAACGUUGAUCCAUAUAUAAUAUUUAACUGUAUAUUAUAAUAUCUAACUGUAUUUCAAUGUGGAAGAAUGUAAUAGAGCAACUA